Messenger RNA from Perognathus longimembris pacificus (Pacific pocket mouse), 1257 nucleotides. RefSeq names its product V-set and immunoglobulin domain containing 1 (gene Vsig1). The record is from RefSeq and is a predicted model, not a curated record. NCBI's taxonomy places the organism in Eukaryota, Metazoa, Chordata, Mammalia, Rodentia, Heteromyidae. Gene Ontology annotation, cellular component: plasma membrane. Gene Ontology annotation, biological process: epithelial cell morphogenesis; maintenance of gastrointestinal epithelium.
AUGGUGUUCGCAUUUUGGAAAGUCUUCCUCAUCCUGAACUGCCUUAUGGGUCCAGCUAGUAUGGUACAAGUGACCAUCCCAGAUGGCUACGUCAAUGUGACUGUCGGAGGUGAUGUCACUCUCAUCUGCAUCUAUACCACCACCGUGGCCUCUCAGGACAAGCUGUCCAUCCAGUGGUCUUUCUUCCAUCAGAAGGAGAUGCAGCCAAUUUCUCAUGGUCCGUGCCUCAGUACUGAGAGUAUGGAGGAAAAGACAGUCAGUCAGUGUCUAAAAAUGGUGUAUUCAAGAGACGCUCGGGGAAGAUGUAGCUGGACUUCUCAGAUUUACUAUUCUGAAGGAGGACAAGCUUCAGCCAUGGGGCGAUUUAAAGGUCGGAUUGUAGGGUCCACCGAUCCAGGUAAUGCGUCUAUCACUGUCUCGGAUAUGCAGGCUUCAGACAGUGGAAUUUAUAUCUGCGAUGUUAACAACCCACCAGAUUUUGUCGGCAUAAACCAAGGCAUCAUCAACGUGACUGUGUUAGUCAAACCAUCUAAGCCCUUUUGUAGUAUCCAAGGAAGACCAGAAAGAGGCCAGCCUAUUUCCCUGAGUUGCCAUUCUGAGUUUGGAUCGCCAACUCCUACGUACUACUGGAAUAAGCUUGAGGGGAAAAAACAGCAUGUCAGCUCGCCCAAUGGGAUUUUGGUUAUUGGAAAUCUGACCAAUUAUAAGCAAGGUUAUUACCAGUGCAUUGCCAUCAACAGCCUGGGCAAUAAUUCCUGUGAAAUUGACCUAACCUCCUCACAUCCAGAAGCUGGGAUCAUCAUUGGAGCCUUGGUUGGUGCCCUAGCAGGUGCUGCCAUUAUUGUCAUUGCAGUAUAUUUUGCAAAAAGCAAGGCAAAGGCAAAGGAAAGGAAGAGGGAUUCCAGCACCACCACAGAACUGGAGCCAAUGACAAGCAUAAACCAAACUAGAGAGGUUGAAGGAAUGCCAACUGAAGAUGCUGCCAAGAUAGAAGCAUCUCUGCCACCCUCCAUUCAGGUGGUUGAUCCAACUACUGUCAUGGUACCAAUUCAUGAGCCUAAAUCACAGCUGGAUGCCAUCCCUGAUCCUUUCCUAGGACCAGAGCCUAUGCCAGAGGUAGAGAUUCAGGUGGAGCCGGUGCCUGAGUCUGAGCCUGUGGCACAGGCAGAGCCAGAGACAGAACCAGAGGCAGAGGCAGAGCCUAGGGUUACAGUUGAACCCCAGGGUGAUGAGGAAAAGGGUGUGGUUAAGACAUAA